CCACCCCUCGCCUCCAUGUACCGCCCCUGGUUGUGUAACAACAUUAUUCUGAUAGGAACUGGACUGCUUAAAAUUCUGGAAUACAUCCAGAAUAAAUGUUCCGCAGCUCAAAUUGCAGCUGACGAAAACAAACAUGUGCUUCAGGAAAAAGCUUUUAACUUUCACAUUCAGUAUACCGUUCUCACAGAUAGACACACGUUUCUGUUUUUCUUCACUCUGCUCGUUUGCUGCCUAAGGCUUUACAAAAUGUCUGAAGAAGUUGACUAUGAUACAAUCAUUGAAGAACUUAAAAGCAUACCAACAAAAAAUGUAUCAGAAAAUACAACCAAGCAGUACCAACAAGAGAUCAGGAUGACCUAUUUAAUUACAUAUUCUAUUGUCCUCAUCCUUGGUGUCACCCUCAACUUCAUCGUCAUUGUCAUCAGCUGCCUGAAAAAAAAGGAUUCUCCAAAGGUUGCCACUUGGAUUAUGGCGUUGGCUUUAACACACUUAGUCUCCAGUAUAUCUAUUGUUUUUCAGCUCCUAUAUGCUUACUAUAACUUCAAAUGGAAUUACGGAAGUGCAAGCUGCAAGCUGUCAUCCUAUAUCAGCUACGGCAGUAUGUUCUCCACGGCAGUCAUGCUGAGUCUCUGGAGCAUUAGUUCUACUUUUUCAAAAGUCGAGUGCAUGAAAAAGUGCAAGAAUUGUAACAUGAUUCUCAUUUCAUUUUCCUGGACCAUUUCAGCAAUCUUGGCAUGUCCUUCGCUGUUGUCCAGAGAGGUCCGAAAUGAUCAGUGCAUUGAUGAUUAUGACUUGGAUAAAACAAAAACAACUCAAGAUGGCAUUACAAGGCUGAAGGCUGUUGUUGUCAUGCGAUUUCUCAUCGGACUUCUCGUGCCAGCUUUGAUAAUAUUUCUAAGCUCUUUGACAUCAGCUCAUAGAAACUGUCAAGACUGUAAGAAACAGGCACGGAUAAUCUGUGCUAUAAAGAUUGCCUACUUUGUGUUCUGUGGCCCUCAAAUCUUCAUGACCAUGCUUCAAGCCACUCUAAAUGACAGCUUGGGUCCAAAUAUGUUGAAAUAUGGACUUCCAGCAGUUACUGCACUGGCCAUAGCCCACUGUUUUACCAACCCACUCAUCUAUCUGUCAUUGGGAUGCAGCAUUAAAAUGAAUUGGAUGGCGCAUGACCCAGAUCAUGUAAUGGAGGAUUAUCAGGGGAUCAUGUUGCAAAUGAGACAGAAGGUCUGUCUGUGUGGAGGUUUUCAUAAGUGAAUUGGAGAAUAAGAGUGAGAGAGUUUCCCCUAUGAUGGACUGGUCAUCCGUCCAGUGUUUCCUCCGCCCAUGCCCUGGGAGAUGCUGGGAUAGGCUCCAGCAUCCCUGCGACCCAACAGAGGAUGAGUAAGAAUGGAUUGAUGACCCAGAUCACAACAAUGAACAGCACAUCCACAAAAAUGCAUGGUAGUAAUUUCUGUAUGCAAACUGAAAAGUCCAAACUCUCAAAACUAAGAGUAUUCUGAAUAUUGGUCCUGUUUGGUCCAGUUUCAUGCUUUGCUUCAAGUUAUAUACUGCUUUAGUUGAAAAACUGCAUCACAUGUAUACAUUUACCAAACUCAUAACCUUCACAUUGCUAGAAU
Messenger RNA from Cyprinus carpio (common carp), 1613 nucleotides. RefSeq names its product chemerin-like receptor 1. Gene Ontology annotation, biological process: positive regulation of cytosolic calcium ion concentration; positive regulation of macrophage chemotaxis; phospholipase C-activating G protein-coupled receptor signaling pathway. Gene Ontology annotation, molecular function: complement receptor activity; G protein-coupled receptor activity. The record is from RefSeq and is a predicted model, not a curated record. Lineage: Eukaryota; Metazoa; Chordata; Actinopteri; Cypriniformes; Cyprinidae. Gene Ontology annotation, cellular component: plasma membrane.